Dendroctonus ponderosae (mountain pine beetle) is the source of this 1914-nucleotide messenger RNA. RefSeq names its product beta-1,4-glucuronyltransferase 1. The transcript is spliced from 8 exons. The record is from RefSeq and is a predicted model, not a curated record. The coding region runs from base 219 to 1814 and encodes 531 amino acids. NCBI's taxonomy places the organism in Eukaryota, Metazoa, Arthropoda, Insecta, Coleoptera, Curculionidae.
AUAAUCCCGCGAUUGUUUGCGGGAGCUUAAGAUAGCUAAUAUUUGGAACAAGUAAAACUUUUACCGAGCAAAAUACGGCCAGUAUUUGAUGAUGUUAGUAAUCAAUUAGCAGACUUUUUUCGAAAACAACGACGUGGCUAGUCCUCGUGUCAAUCAAUUGGGAAUUUGUGCAUUUAAAUAGUCACAUAAGUGAGUAGAGCCAUAUUAUUUCGUCUAGAAUGGGGACAAUAACUAUGGAAGGAGACCCGUAUUACAGGUACAGCUGUUUGAGCGCGAUGUCCCGCACACCGCGUUUCUUCAAAUUUGCUCUGAUCGCCUUUCUGGCAGUCAUCUGCCUGCUGUUGGUCACAAGGAACCGCAUUUACGAAACGUCCCAACUGAUCAACUUUAAAAGCGAGACCUCAUUUGACGACAACAUUCAGGCAAUAGUGGACAGUGGAACGGCGGAAUCCGAAGCGAAGGAACUUCAAGGCAACGAAGAGCUGCGACAGGAGGAAGAAAUUGAAGAUGAACAAGCAGAGGAUAUUGCAGAAGUGCAAGCCGAAGACGGUGGAGAAGAACAGGCGAACGAGGUGGAGCAAAAGGAGGACCCUGACGAGCCUCCAGACGACAGCCUACCUGGAGCCUACUUGAAAUACUAUCAACCAGCCCCUACCAAUCAGUCGCACUGCAAAUACAACUACGAUCUCCCGUAUGACCUGGUUUAUACCAGCAAGAACUACCUGUUUCCGCCGGAACAGGGCAACAGCUCACCCUACCGAAUAAUUUACAACGUUACUGAGGCCUACAAUCUGAUGGAUGUACCUCCAAUCACCUACGCCACACACAUGACUGCCAAUUUUGCACAUUUCAUUCCGGAAUUGCUAAAACAUUGGGACGGUUUGGUAACGGUUGCGGCCUUUGUCCCGGACCUGGAUGUGGCCUUUUUUAUCGAGCAAAUCAACCAAUUUUGCUAUUGUGAGCCGGAAAUGCAUCGCGUUUCCAUUCAUAUCGUUACUCACAAGAUGCUACCCUUCUCUAAGAAGGACAUCUACUUUGAUAGGCCGCAAGAUUGUGUGCCUGAGGACUCUUCGGCUGUUCCCAUUUUCAGCGACUACGACGAAACAAUAUUCUAUCCAAUCAACGUGGUCAGAAACGCAGCCCGAACAUCAGCUCUGACCAAGUACAUUCUUCUAUCCGACAGUGAACUAAUCCCCAGCAAAGGUCUGGCCAGCGGUUUUCUCCAGAUGGUGCACCGCGUGAACAGAACCAUCACCAAAGAAGUGUUCCACGUUCCAAUCUUUGAGGUGGCGGAAGGCACUGUUGUGCCUGAAGAUAAGUCAUCUUUGGUUCAGUUGAUCCAGACCAAACAGGCGGUGUAUUUCCAUCAAACCACUUGCGAGCAUUGCCAGAAGUUUCCAAACAUUGACCAGUGGAUCAGCAGCGCAAGCUUCAAUGAAGUCAAGCCGUUUCAGACAGUCAAGCGGCAUGAUCCCUUCCAUAGAUGGGAGCCGAUUUUCAUCGGCACUAAUCUGGAGCCCCUAUACAGUGAGCAAUUGUCGUGGGAGGGGCUUCAGGACAAAAUGGCGCAGUCAUUGGAAAUGUGUCUGGAAGACUACAGUUACACGACCCUGGACAACGCGUUUCUUUGCCACUGGCCGGGGAUCAAAACAGCGCAGAAUGAGGGAUGGCGUGAGAGUUUCAUUGAAGAAAAUGAAAAAAAUUAUGCAAAUAUCGUUAAAGGGUUGCUGGAGCGAUAUCGAGACAUUCCCGCAUGCAAAGCCCGCUUUGCCGUCACCGCAGGAGUUGAACUUCAACCAAACGCCGCCAUCUAAUGCCUGAGAAAAUUUCGAAUUAUUGUGAUAUUAGUGACUGAAUUGAAAGUCAAGUAAAUUUUAAGACUCGUGAUUAAACAAUAAAUGACCUAAUACUGCA